Molecule: messenger RNA, 1200 nt
Organism: Lasiosphaeria miniovina
Lineage: Eukaryota; Fungi; Ascomycota; Sordariomycetes; Sordariales; Lasiosphaeriaceae
Product: concanavalin A-like lectin/glucanase domain-containing protein
Exons: 1
Coding region: 1-1200 (399 amino acids)
Biological process (GO): carbohydrate metabolic process
Molecular function (GO): hydrolase activity, hydrolyzing O-glycosyl compounds; oxidoreductase activity
Source: RefSeq, a predicted model, not a curated record
AUGCGCCUACCCGCCACUCUGUCCUCACUUAUCAUCCUACUCUCUGCUUCGGUCCCGCUGGCUGCCGCUGGGCCCUCUCUGACACAGGACUCGCAAUGUGGGUGCUACUUGACAAACGGGACCGACCCCAGCUUCUUCUCCAAGCACAUGUUCCUCGACUUUCGAAACCUCUCCCAGUAUGCAGGCGUCCCGGCUACUAUCACCGGCUGGGACGAAAACGCUGCGGCGCCGCCCUCGAGCCAGUACUUUUCAUCGGCUGAGUGGUCCAACACAUGGUUGACAGGGAGCUGGAACAACAGCGGAAGGGAGCGCAGCGAUGCCAGCACCGAUAUGGUCAACUCGCCCAACAACGUCUACAUCGAGGCCAACAAUGACAAGAACCCGAGCUCGCAGACGUGGCUCACCCUGCGAACCCAGCGCCUGGCGGCCUUCCAGACGGCCGCCGAGAUCGAGUCCGUGUCCAUGGGCUUCCAGUUCCUCUCGAUGCGCAUGCUGGCGCGCACCGUCGGCGCGAGCGGCGCCAUCACGGCCAUGUUCACGUACCGCGGCGGCAAGAAGCUGGCCGACGUGCAGGAGUCGGACCUCGAGGUACGCACGCUUGACUCCAAGAACCUGAUCCACUACACCAACCAGCCGUCCUACACGGCCGACGGCAACACGGUCGACCAGGCCACCAAGAACGCCACCAUGCCCGACGGCCUGCAGUGGACCGACUGGGCCGUCCACCGCCUCGACUGGACCCCGACCAAGUCGGUGUGGUUCGUCAACGAGCAGGAGGUGGCCGAGAUUUCCUUCCAGACGCCCCGCGACGGCUGCAAGGUCAUCCUCAACGCCUGGAGCGACGGCGGCCAGUGGACCGGCAACAUGAGCGUCAACGCCUCGGCCUACCUCCAGGUCCAGUGGCUCGACCUCAUCUACAACUCGACGGCCGAGCCCCCGCCGCCGUCGUCGGCAAAGCGCGACGGCGACACAGUCAGCCCCUUGGUUGGGAGAGACCAAGCGGCCGCCGCCUGCAACGCGGUCUGUAGCAUCGACGAGACGCCGACUCAGGGCCAGCCCGUCAUGCUCUGGAACAACGAGGGACCCCGGAGCAGCAACACCAGCGCCACCACCAGCAGCGGCCGGGGAAGCCUAGCUGCCUGGAUACCGUCGGUGCUGAUCUCGACCAUGGUGCUUCUAUCAACGAGCCUUGUGCUGUAA